AUGGAUCCUAUUGCCGCUGAGAAUUGGCUAGAGGCCAUAGAAACGGCCUUCCAUUUUAUGAACUGCCCACCAAAGUAUGAAGUCCAUUGUGGGACAUAUAUGCUGAAAGGAGAAGCGCACUUCUGGUGGAAAGGUGCUCAGAAAACCAUAGUACCACAAGGAGAGUUUAUUACAUGGUGUCAGUUUAAAGACACAUACCUCCACAAUUACUACCCAAUCACUGCCAGAGUGAAAAUGCAGGCCGCGUUCCUCGCAUUGAAACAGGGAGACAGAUCAGUGGGGGAUUAUGACUUGGAGUUCAAUAGGCUGGCAAGGUUUUCUCCAGCCUAUGUUAGUUCUGAGGAGUUGAAGGGCGAACGAUUUAUUGCUGGCCUGAGGGAAGAACUAAGGGGGAAUGUGGCAUCCCAGUCAUCAUUUGUCUAUACGAAAGCCCUUCAGGUGGCGACCCUGCUCGACUCGCCCCGUACCGACAAGCUUCAGUUGGGAAUAGCACAAUCAUCCCACACUGCGGCCCAGGGAAAGGGGGCAUACCCUAGCCACCCCAGAACUGGCAGACCACCCCGUGGCCGCACUGAUAGGCGAGGGAGAGCCCCGGUACGGAACAUGACCUUGUGCCCUAAUUGUCGGCGUCCUCACACGGGGGAAUGCAGAGCAGGAACAGGCGCCUGCUACAGAUGCGGUCAGGUAGGGCACUUUGCAGUGGAUUGCCCUCAGAGAAACGAUCAGCGUGUCAACCUGCCUGCAGUACAGCAUCAGAGGGGCCAAGCCGGCCAACAUCAGCAGGGGCGAGCUGUAGCCCAUGCAACAAUAGCCAGGCAAGCUGACCAGCCUGACGCGGUUGUCACAGGUACGCUACCCGUAUUUGGUCAUCUUGCAUUAGUGUUGUUUGAUUCGGGUUCGACGCAUUCAUUCGUAUCUGAAGAGUUUGUAGAGCUAGCACAGCUAGAGAAAGAACUUUUAGAGAUUACCCUAUCAGUGUCUACCCCUGCUCACGAGCUGUUGCUAGCUACCCAUAGGGUGAAGGGAGGGAUUGGCUAG
Molecule: messenger RNA, 1038 nt
Organism: Cucurbita moschata (crookneck pumpkin)
Lineage: Eukaryota; Viridiplantae; Streptophyta; Magnoliopsida; Cucurbitales; Cucurbitaceae
Exons: 2
Coding region: 1-1038 (345 amino acids)
Molecular function (GO): zinc ion binding; nucleic acid binding
Source: RefSeq, a predicted model, not a curated record